Anoplophora glabripennis (Asian longhorned beetle) is the source of this 669-nucleotide messenger RNA. RefSeq lists its product as uncharacterized. The transcript is spliced from 4 exons. The record is from RefSeq and is a predicted model, not a curated record. Gene Ontology annotation, cellular component: nucleus. Lineage: Eukaryota; Metazoa; Arthropoda; Insecta; Coleoptera; Cerambycidae. The coding region runs from base 84 to 563 and encodes 159 amino acids. Gene Ontology annotation, biological process: maturation of SSU-rRNA from tricistronic rRNA transcript (SSU-rRNA, 5.8S rRNA, LSU-rRNA).
CUAACCUAACCUCUCUUUUUUUUUGUAAAUAUGAUCGUGUGUACACGUUUAACUGUUGCAAAUGAUGUCUAAUUAAAAUAGAAAUGGAAGAAGCAUUCACUAGAGUAGUACAACACGUUUUUAAUAAUUGGACGGCGUUGAAACUAGCCGUAGAACAUUCUAUGGGAGGACCUAACAGUAAACAAACUGCAGUAGAAUGUAUGAAUUACAUGGUCCAGUAUUGCCUAUAUGAGCCUAGCGUUGAUGUACUGAGCAUCGAAGAAGCUUUAGAGGAUAUUUUAGAUGAAGAAUUUGAAACCGUUUGUGAAGACAAUUCACCCAAAGAGGUGGCAGCGAUUUUGUUUAAAUUUAUACAGCUUAUAAAGGAGGGGAAUGUGGAACAGUGCGAGAUAGAAUAUCAGAAGUUACCGACCAUGAAUGCCGACUGGUUGAAUCAAUUGAAAACACAGUCAUCUCAAACAGUGGUCAAUGACGAUUCUUCAAGUGAAGACGAACAAACUAAAUCACAGACUGCUAUGGAGCAGGACGGAUGGACGGAGGUAAAAACUAGAAAGAAGAGAUGAUAAAACAUUAAAAUAUAACACAAUCCAGUCUUUUUGUAACAAUUCAAUGCUGAAUCCAUUUCCUUUAUUGUAAAUAAAAAUCUCAAUAUAUCACAUACUAAGAUCA